UUUGUCACAUCUUUCCAGGUGAGUGUUACCACAUAUAUUUUCUCAUACAUUGGGUUUAGUUUUGAUUUCCAAUAAUCUUGACCUUCAACAGUUUCUAACUGCACGUGGUCUUUCUCUCUCCUUCGCUAUCUCUUGUUUCUUUACCUUUUUCAUUUUCUCUAGGAUGUAAGGGAAUCAAGACGAUUUAAUUAUUUACAAGUCUACUACCAAAUGCGCACAAUGCUUUUGCUCAAUAGAACGUUUUCCCCCUUCUUGACUUUUACUUCUUACUAACGCCCAUAACAAAUUGUGCAGUGUAUAAGUAAACGCAAGGAAUUUGAUUAGUAGAGUUUUGCGGUGAGUAUUUUGGGCGGAGAGAUUACCGACUGAUUCAAAUCAUUCCAACAGCAGCAACACAACAACAUCCGCACAAGUGUGACGAACUCUGGAUACGCUUAUGGCUUCGUCACAGCUCAACCUUACUCCUAGGCUUGAUGCCAAUGCCAAUGCUGCUGAAACCUCAUCAGAAGACGAGGUUUCCCUGCAUUCCCACAAUGGGAAUCCGCAGGCACGCGUCAUUUCUCUAGAUGACACUACAGCCGAUGAGUCUAAUUUUGCCGCGUCGACAAAAGCACCCGGUGAUAUUCUACCAAGGGAUAGACUGCUGAAAACUCCUACCUACGACUAUGCGUAUGAAAAAUCAAUGAGCCACGCGGAAGCAAAACUUUUCUAUCAGCACCAUCAAUUCGCCUCACGGAGUGCCGACAGUGAGCCUGUCCUGAACCUAGUACCUGCAAAUUACAAUGUAGCCGUCACACAGGCAGAGGGUGCGCCAAGCUAUACACCAACCAUGAUGGAACACAAUGGCUCCGAAGACCAAACAAUCAGUACCAUGUGCCAAACUGAUACAAUUUCAAAGAUUCAACCCGCAGCAAAUGCCACUUCGCUGUUUGAUCAACGUGACUCGCACUUCAUUCAUGAGUACCAAUCCAAUGGUUCUGCUGCAAAUGGCACUCAUGGUAUUUUGGGGUUGAAUGCAAUGCCAUCCAGAUCCCAGAACCAAUUGAGUCAAACUGCAUUGGGGGCAGGUAAUGGCCAUUUUGCUGGUGAUGCCUUGGGGACCGCCCAAGGCAUGUUGAAUACUACUCCGGGCGAUGAUGCCGUUACAUCAGAAUUGAACGUAAUUUGCCGCAAAAUACUGAGAUUACUUGAUCGGCGAUCCAAAUACAUCCAGCUAUCAUUGCAGGGCCCUGGAGAUAACCCUAAGGAUCAUUCCGACUGGAAAGUAUACCCUGCGCCGCCAGAACCAGCAUGGGAAGGUGACAAUGAAACUGGAAAAUUUAACGAUACCUCCCGACCCGAACAGAAGAGAAGGAAGAUGGGACAGGAUAUCGGGGAAGACUUUGACAUGGCCGAGUGCCUACCUCUUCCCGAGGCGUCAGAUUGGGUUUUCAAGCUCGAUGGGAAUAGUGUGUAUCAAGUGUACGAAACUUAUGAUACCGCCUGUCCUAACCAACCUGUUGUACAAAUUCCUUCCCUGAGAGAUUUCUACAUGGAUCUCGACGCGGUCAUAGAUGUAUCAACGGACGGGCCCGCGAAGAGUUUCGCAUUCAAACGCCUUUCUUACCUGGAGGGAAAGUUUCAACUUUAUACUCUGCUAAAUGAAUAUCAAGAAAUAGCCGACAGCAAGAAAGUACCUCACAGAGAUUUUUAUAAUGUUCGAAAAGUCGACACGCAUGUGCAUCAUUCUGCUUGUAUGAAUCAGAAGCACCUCCUUCGUUUCAUCAAAAGCAAGAUGAAAAAGUCACCCGAUGAAGUCGUGUUAUUCAGGGAUGGCAAACAUUUGACAUUGAAGGAGGUUUUUGAGAGUAUCAAUCUUACAGCUUACGAUUUGAGUAUCGAUACACUCGACAUGCACGCGCACACAGAUUCUUUCCACCGAUUUGACAAGUUUAACCUCAAAUAUAACCCUGUCGGCGAAUCUCGACUGCGAGAAAUAUUCCUGAAGACAGACAAUUAUAUCAAAGGGCGUUAUCUAGCAGAAAUAACAAAGGAGGUCAUCUCUGACUUGGAGUCCAGCAAAUACCAAAUGGUAGAAUGGCGUAUUUCAAUCUACGGCAGGUCUAUCCAGGAAUGGGAUAAGCUUGCGGCAUGGGUAGUUGACAAUAAGUUGUUCUCCCCUAAUGUUCGCUGGCUUGUCCAAAUACCUCGACUUUAUGACGUAUACAAGUCGAGCGGCAUGAUGGAAAACUUUGAGCAGGUUAUCACCAACGUCUUCCAGCCACUAUUUGAAGUGACAAAGGAUCCUAAUAGUCAUCCAAAACUCCAUUUAUUCUUACAGCGUGUGGUCGGUUUUGACAGUGUUGACGACGAGAGCAAAGCAGAGCGACGUCUGUAUCGAAAAUAUCCCAUCCCAAGAGAAUGGAAUACGAAACAAAAUCCACCCUACAGCUAUUGGAUAUACUUCAUGUUUGCAAACAUCGCAUCCCUGAAUAUCUGGCGCAAACGGCGAGGGUUCAACACGUUCGUUCUAAGGCCUCAUUGUGGCGAAGCCGGUGACCCUGAUCAUCUUGCGGUUGGGUUCCUCUGCUGCCACAGCAUCAGCCAUGGGAUCCUACUCCGGAAAGUCCCUUUACUGCAGUAUCUAUUCUACCUUGAUCAAAUUGGGAUUGCCAUGUCGCCUCUCAGCAACAAUGCGCUGUUUCUGACGUAUGACAAAAAUCCAUUUGCUAGUUUUUUCAGGCGAGGCUUGAACGUGUCGUUAUCUACCGACGAUCCAUUACAAUUUGCGUUCACCAAAGAGCCCUUGAUUGAAGAAUACUCGGUUGCUGCACAAAUUUAUAAAUUUAGCGCGGUUGACAUGUGUGAGCUGGCGAAACACUCAGUCUUACAAAGUGGUUUCGAGCUCGCCCUAAAGCAAAGAUGGCUUGGCACGAACUGUUCAGCAGCAGGAGUCUCGGGCAAUAAUGUUGCAAAGAGCAAUGUUCCAGACAUUCGAGAGGGAUUUAGGCAUGAAACCCUGUUAGGAGAGCUGGCACUGAUUGGAAGAUAUAUUGACAGUCUGAGUACUCACUCAAAAGUACUACCCCUCAGAGGCCAGUUGCAACCUAGCCUGACCACGGAAAAUGAGAACCAUCCAAGCCAUUCUUCGCGGACGGAGGUUCAGGCUACAGCAUCUCUGCAGACUUCCAAUACGGUGAAUACUCCCAAAUAUUUACAAAAUCAGUCUGAGACCAACAUCGCCGGAGAGGCUUGCCUCCCAAGCCCCAAUGCCCACCUCCCGGGUCCUAAAUCUGGCGAGGAUACUGGACCCGAAUCAUUACCAGAACAAAAGAUAUUCCCUGGUAUUGUGCAUGAAAGGGCUCAGCGGGGUAGUAUGCUGACUCGAGCAUUGGCCGAAGAUGACAAGAAUACGAAAGACGGGGGUAAGGAUGUCAACAAUUGCCCUAGUCUAUCAUGAGGUUAAUACAGGGCGGUGCCAUGCAUAGUGCUCUAUUUUACCUAGGCCACGGUCCUAUAGUUUAUGCUGUGUUUCAUGACAGGCAAUAGUUGCCGCAGCCAAGAAUCACUGGCCGUUUGUUCGCCAUUUGUGGCAAUUCAGGAGAUCCGAGAUUAGUGUUAACUUUUCUUUUUUUCCGU
Aspergillus caelatus is the source of this 3618-nucleotide messenger RNA. RefSeq lists its product as uncharacterized. Gene Ontology annotation, cellular component: cytosol. The record is from RefSeq and is a predicted model, not a curated record. Gene Ontology annotation, molecular function: AMP deaminase activity. Gene Ontology annotation, biological process: IMP salvage; AMP metabolic process. The coding region runs from base 437 to 3439 and encodes 1000 amino acids. The transcript is spliced from 4 exons. Lineage: Eukaryota; Fungi; Ascomycota; Eurotiomycetes; Eurotiales; Aspergillaceae.